Messenger RNA from Prorocentrum cordatum, 669 nucleotides. The record is from the annotation of a GenBank genome assembly. Lineage: Eukaryota; Dinophyceae; Prorocentrales; Prorocentraceae.
AUGCGGGAGGCGACGGUGGAGCCCGACGCCAUCUUCAGCUACAGCGCUGGCAUCAGCGCGUGCGAGAAGGGCGAGCAGUGGGAGCAGGCCCUGGCGCUGCUCAGCGAGAUGCGGGAGGCGAAGGUGGAGCCCGACGUCAUCAGCUACAGCGCUGGGAUCAGCGCGUGCGAGAAGGGCGACCAGUGGCAGAGGGCCGUAGCGUUGCUCAGAGAAUUGUGGGCGGCGAAGUUAGAGCCCGACGUCAUCCUAAUCUACAAUGCUGGGAUCAGCGCGUGCGAGAAAGGCGAACAGUGGCAGUGGGCCUUGCUGCUGUUCGGCGAGAUGCGUGAGGCGAGGGUGGAGCCCAGUGUCACCAGCUAUAGCGCGGGCAUCAGCGCGUGUGGGAAGCUCGAGCAGUGGCAUCGGGCCCUGGCGCUGCUUGGAGAGAUGCGGCAUGCGAAGCUGGAGCCCAACAUCGUCCUACGGCGUUGGCGUCAGCGCGUGCGAGAAAGCGAACUGUGUUGGCGCGUGGGGCUGUCUCCCUCCCAGGCUGAAUGGUUGAGGACGUUGUCCUUGCCUCGUUUGUGGUGCGAACUGUCUCUACAAAUUCUCCGACGAGCUGGGGGGUCCGUAGUGACUCAUGGUCAGCGCUGUUGCAAGAUGAUUCGGCGGGGCGAAAAUUGGCCGUAA